Messenger RNA from Spinacia oleracea (spinach), 1464 nucleotides. RefSeq lists its product as uncharacterized. The record is from RefSeq and is a predicted model, not a curated record. The transcript has a single exon. NCBI's taxonomy places the organism in Eukaryota, Viridiplantae, Streptophyta, Magnoliopsida, Caryophyllales, Amaranthaceae. Bases 1 to 1464 code for a protein of 487 amino acids.
AUGAACAUAACACCUGGAUCUAUCUUCUGCCUGUCCGACCUCAUCAACGCUUUCUACCAACAAUUCGCCAGCAGUCGUCAGUUGGAGAAACAAACAAGUGACCUCUAUCGGUUGGUCCAAGGACCUACCGAGUCGGUACGCGAUUAUUUUAACCGUUUUAAUUGUGAAAAAAUUAGCAUAAAAAACUGUGAUGUCAGGACAGCCAUCGAAGCAUUCAAGAGAGGUCUCGUCCCCAACUCAGAGCUGUACCGGGAACUAACCAAAUAUCCCUGUGCAAACUUCGAAGAAGUCAGAUCGAGGGCUACUGCCCAGAUGCGGAUUGAAGACGACGAGAUUACACGAAUGGUUUCUCAGCGACCAGCAGGGGGCAGCAGCGACAGGAGGUCGUACACCCCAAGGAACAACGGCUGGAGACACCAACCAUACAACCGCCAGGGUCAGGUACAAAAUGUCAAUCAAUAUGAUGAUACUAACAGUGUUUACAGGAAUGAACGGGACGUUUAUCCCCCCAUCUCCGAGUAUGGCUUCAACGUCGACAUCGGAGGCGUGGUAAACGCCCUUCAAAGUGUAGGUGGUACCGUCAGAUGGCCUAAGAAGAGUGACAGACCAGACUCUAUGAAGGACAUGAGCAGGUGGUGGGACUUCCACCGCGACAAUGGCCACACAACCGAGGAAUGCAUCUCCCUCAAAAAGGAGGUUGCGUAUCUAUUGAAAAGAGGCCACCUGAAGGACCUACUGAGCGACAAAGGAAAGGAGACGUACAACAAGGAUAGCAGCUCCCAACCCAACCCAGCACCAAGCGGCGACCGACCAGCCCCGCCCACGUUCGAAAAAGUGGUAAACGUUAUUUCUGGUGGUUCAGAUAUAUGUGGACUAACUUCUUCUGCAGCUAAAAAAAUCAACAGGGGCGAAUCUGAAGCCGUCAAAGAGGGGCAGACCGAAGACGAAGUAGCACUCGACAAGUCAUUAGCGGCGAUGAUAAUAACCUUCGACGACUCAGAUUCAACCGACACAAUACAGGAACAUCAUGACGGACUAGUCAUAUCGCUCCCAAUAGGCAACGCUCUCAUCAAAAGGAUAUUGAUCGACAACGGCAGUUCAGCAAACGUAUUGUUCCUAGAGGCUCUGCAGGAAAUGGGACUAGACGAAAAGAGUAUAAUCAGAAGGUCGACAGUCCUAGUAGGAUUCAGUGGAGAAUCGCUACGAACAGUAGGAGAGAUAUCGCUGCCUACGUACGCAGAAGGUGUUAAUGUGAUGACCAAAUACAACGUCGUCGACUGCCCAUCAGCAUACAACGUCAUUUUGGGACGACCAUGGAUCCACAAAAUGAAGGCGGUGCCGUCGACAUACCACCAGUCAAUCAAGUUCCCAACCAAAUGGGGAGUCAUGGAAAUCAAAGGACAGCAAAGGGACGCAAAGAAAUGUUAUGAAACGGCGCUGAAACCAUCAAAGUCAUCCAUCUAG